AUGUCUCCUCGUCUGCUGAUCUUGGUGCUGCAGCUCCUGCUCCUGCCCUCCAUUUUGGCGCAAGAACGUAAAAAGGGAAAGGAGAAGAAUAAAGAGCCCUCGCAGGACGUCAAGAUGGAGUGCGACAAUGCUACCAUUGGCGGCGCCCCGACGGACAUCACCGCCGUGCCCUGGCAGGCUGCCAUCACUGUGCGCGAUCGGGACAAGUGCGUUGGUGCCAUCUACUCGAUGAACUACAUCCUUACGGCAGCCAAGUGCGUCAACGGGUACAAGGUGGAGGCCAUAAAGGUCCAAGUAGGCACCACCAGUCGCAACGCCAAUGGAACCGUUGUCUCCGUCUGUGACGUCAUAAUUCACACCGACUUCCAUCCAAAACACAUCGAGAACAACCUGGCGCUGCUGAAGCUCUGCAAUCCCCUCCAGACCUCAGACAAGAUCAAGGAGAUCCCGGUGGCCAAGCACGUACCCGCCGAUCAGGCCGUGGUGACCGCCUCCGGUUGGGCAUCCGUACGGUGGAUGAAGCUCCUAGGCGAAGCAUGUCUGCCGGAACUCGCCCUCGAGCUGCAUAAAUCCGAGGUGCGAGUCUACAACACCAAUAAGUGUACGGAGGUCUGGAAGCGGUGGUACAAGGUCGACAACAAUCGCUUCAAGGAUCUAGUCAUGUGCACCGGGAAGGCCGGGAAGGGAGCCUGCUCCUUCGACAUGGGAGCCCCCCUCGUCUUCUCGAACCAGCUCGUGGGCAUCCUCAGUCGGUGUAGCUGCUCCGAACGCCCCGAUAUCUACUCCAGGUUGCCCACCCACAUCAAGUGGCUGGAGGACAAUAGUAAAAAAUAG
This is a messenger RNA of Drosophila ananassae, 834 nucleotides long. Its product is annotated as trypsin delta. Lineage: Eukaryota; Metazoa; Arthropoda; Insecta; Diptera; Drosophilidae. Gene Ontology annotation, molecular function: serine-type endopeptidase activity. The coding region runs from base 1 to 834 and encodes 277 amino acids. The record is from RefSeq and is a predicted model, not a curated record. The transcript has a single exon. Gene Ontology annotation, biological process: proteolysis.